Messenger RNA from Gasterosteus aculeatus aculeatus (three-spined stickleback), 3648 nucleotides. The record is from RefSeq and is a predicted model, not a curated record. NCBI's taxonomy places the organism in Eukaryota, Metazoa, Chordata, Actinopteri, Perciformes, Gasterosteidae.
AGCGUCUCCCACCAACAGUUUAAAAUAAUGACGCAAUGCCCACAUGAGUUUGGAUCGUUGUUGGACAUUAAGGGCAGUUUAUUGAACGUGCAUUUGAUUGGUCGGAUGCUCGUACAUGUUGGCCCGUGUGUUCAGGUGCAGACGGUUGUCAAAUCAGCAGGGGUGACUUGCAGGAGGAAGGUGAUGCUGGUUCAACGUUUUAUCAGUCGAUAUCCAACCGUAAACUACUUGAAAACUACAAAAAAUGUGUGUGCUGCUGUUUUAACGACUGCCGUUUGUUCCCCUUUGUGUGCAGCUUUAGUCAUGGAGUCCAAAAUCUCCAAACUGCACUUGAAAUUUGCAGAGAAAACCUGGAAUGAAACCUUCCAACUCGUCAGAAGAUGCAUGGACAAACCCAAGGACAAAUCCAAACCCUGUAGGCCGCUGGUUAGAUCUCUGGAAAGGCUCCAGGACGUGUUUAACGUGUCCUCUAUGAAAACCAUGAGGUCCCGUCUGGAGAUGAUUGCCAAACAACAAGGAAUGGGCUUCCACCUCACCGAGGCCACGUGCUACCUGACGGCGGAUCUGUUCUACCUGGAGGUGGUGUUGCUGCCCUACGGCGGGGUGGCGGAGGUGAAGGUGGCCCCACACGGAAAAGCCCCCGUCCCCAGCGAGUCCUUUCUCCAGCUGCUGAGGUCAAAAGAGUUUGCAGAGUUCUCCGUGAAGUUGGCGGGCCUCUUCACGCAGUACGACAUCCCAGGAGACAGUGAAACUCGAUUGAAAUUGUUUUCAUCCAUGCAAUGGCUCUGGAAAGACUUGCAGCAGAUCUCCCAACUGCCAAGCGUGCCGAAGGACUCGGACCCCCGAGUGGACGUGAUGAACCACGGCAGAAGUGGGUGUCUGAUAGCUGAAAAAGAAGAUUUCCCCAUGACGAUCCAGUUCUACGCACCUCCGACUGAUGGAAUGAAGACCUCAGAUCGACCAUUUGUUCCAUUUCCCCCUAAAGCUCUUCUUUUUGAAGAAACGGCCGCCACGGAGCCGCCGGUCCAGGCCGCCCGGGUGACCGUGGGUGUCAGCGACGCGGCUCACAGGCUUCAGAUGGCAUCGCUGCUCCCACAGCCUCCACAGCUGGAUCCCCAGGGUCAUCCUGUGUUCCUGUCGUCUGCCGAGGCGCCUCACGAGACGCUGCCCGCCUGCUUCCUCCUCAAACUGCAGCCGGCAGUACCAAUGACGUUGUCGUUUGUCGACAAGCUCCGCCACAUUACAGAUAUUCCCAUACCAGAUGUUGACCUGCAGUGGGCACCCUUACCCAAGCUUCUGACGGGGCGUUCAAACGGCCCCGGGGAGCUGCCAGAUGAGCAGGAUACCAUCUUUACAGUGCCUCUUCCCGAUGGCGCGCUGCACCGCUACGUCCUCCUCGCGGCGGCGUGGGGGGAGGCGCCUGCCCAGAGAGCGGCGGCGGUGGACAGCAUCCCCUUCACCCACCCGGCCCACGUGCCGGCGCUGCUGCAGCUGCUCCGGCACCAGAGCGCCAUCAACACGCUGCUGAGGAGCUGCAUCGGCCCUCCGGGGGACGGCGCAGCAGGUAAAGGGAGCUCAAGCAUCUCUUCUGACAUCAGUUCGAGUACAGAUCACACACCAACCAAAGCUCCAAAGAAUGCGGCUACCACCGAAGGUUUAGGUUUAGACUCCAGCACCCGGACCCUGAGCACCCCGAGCCCCGGCCUCAUCCUGCCGUCCAAGUCCUCCUCCCUCUCCAGUAACGGCCAUGACACCAACUCCUCCUCCUCCUCGGCCCGCGCCGAGACCGUCGCCGUGGUCCACUCCCAGCCCGGCACCCACACCCGCUCGCGCCAUUCCAAAAGCCACCACCACGCCCCCGUGGACCUCCUGCCCGACCACGCCCUGCUACAGAUCUUCUCCCACCUGCCCACCAAUCAGCUGUGCCGCUGCGCGCGCGUGUGCCGCCGCUGGUACAACCUGGCGUGGGACCCCCGGCUGUGGGGCACCGUCCGGCUGACCGGAGAGCUGCUCCACGCCGACCGGGCCAUCAGGGUCCUGACCCACCGGCUGUGCCAGGACACCCCCAACGUGUGUCUGACCCUGGAGACGGUGGUGGUGAACGGCUGCAAAAGGCUCACCGACCGGGGGCUGCACGUGGUGGCUCACUGCUGCCCGGAGCUGCGCCGCCUGGAGGUCGCCGGCUGUUACAACGUCUCCAACGAGGCCGUGUUUGAGGUGGUGUCCCGCUGCCCGAGCCUGGAGCACCUGAACCUCUCAGGCUGCUCCAAGGUCACGUGCAUCAGCCUCACCCAGGAGGCCUCGCUGCAGCUCUCUCCACUUCACGGCCAGCAGAUCUCCAUCCACUACCUGGACAUGACCGAUUGUUUUUCCCUCGAGGACGAGGGCCUGCGAACUAUCGCCUCGCACUGCCCCCGCCUGACGCAUCUGUACUUGCGCCGCUGCACCCGGCUGACGGACGAGGCCCUGCGCCACCUGUCCGUCCACUGCCCCUCGAUACGGGAGCUCAGCCUCAGCGACUGCCGCCUGGUGGGGGACUUCGGCCUGCGGGAAGUCGCCCGCCUGGAGGGCUGCCUGCGCUACCUGAGCGUGGCCCACUGCACGCGCAUCACCGACGUGGGCGUCCGCUACGUGGCCCGCUACUGCCCGAGGCUGCGCUACCUGAACGCCAGGGGCUGCGAGGGGCUCACGGACCACGGCCUGAGCCACCUGGCCAGGAGCUGCCCGCGGCUCAAGUCCCUGGACGUGGGCAAGUGCCCGCUGGUGUCGGACGGCGGCCUGGAGCAGCUGGCCAUGUACUGCCAAGGCCUGAGGCGGGUGAGCCUCAGGGCCUGCGAGAGCGUGACGGGCCGAGGCCUCAAGGCCCUGGCGGCCAACUGCUGCGAGCUGCAGCUCCUCAACGUGCAGGACUGCGAGGUGUCGCCGGAGGCCCUGCGGUUCGUGAGACGCCACUGCCGGCGCUGCGUCAUCGAGCACACGAACCCGGCUUUCUACUGAGGGCCGGUGGGAGCCCUCGGGCCCGGGGUCCUCUGACAAGUGGAUGUUCUGAUAUUCCCGCUAUGGAGUCGGAAGAGUCCGGCGGGCGAUGUCGUCGGAGCUGGUGGGAAGCCGAUGCCGCGCCUUGAGUGCGCCCGGUGGCUGUGGGUGCACCGGGGACACUUCCGUAGACUGUAUUUAACGUAUUUAUCUGUAUAAUGGCAGAGAAGUACAGUAUUUCAGUGUACAACGGCUUCACACUUUACAACGUAGCAACGUGCCACGACACGGAGCGCCGGGUACGGUUGUGUCACCACGUAGCGGCGUUGUUAUAUAUUUUAUGUCAACACCUUACAGCCCUGAAACAUAACCAUAAUUAUACUGCAUCUAUUUAUAAACGGCGAGUAUCUUCAGACUAAAACCACUAAGAAUGUAGCUACGAAACAGAGCUCAUUCUUGGUUUCGCUUUGUUGACGUCGCAUGUGCACUUCAUGCAUUUGUGCCGACAAUCACUUCAAAUGAGCGUCAUCGUUUUUUCAUUUGCUGUAAAUUGAAACUAUUAGCCGGAGACUUUUUAUUUUAAAGCCAAAUAUAAACAAACGGUUGUUGAGACAAAUGAACAAAGAACACGUUGCUGCUAUAACUGUGCCAAUAAACUUCUUCAAAAGCCGC